Molecule: messenger RNA, 2272 nt
Organism: Cyprinus carpio (common carp)
Lineage: Eukaryota; Metazoa; Chordata; Actinopteri; Cypriniformes; Cyprinidae
Product: galectin-8-like
Exons: 9
Coding region: 124-1074 (316 amino acids)
Molecular function (GO): carbohydrate binding
Source: RefSeq, a predicted model, not a curated record
ACUAAAUGCGUCAUUCUCACAAGCGGAAGUGAAAGUGCAGAAAGCGUUAUUAUUUUCUUCCUCAGAUGGUGAUUAACUCGCAAUAACAGCAUAUAAAGAGGCUUUCGGAACAGCAUCGCCAAUAUGUCUGUCGCAAACCCGAAACAAACAAUAACGAAUCCAACGAUACCUUAUGCUGGUACCAUCCUGGGCGGACUUGAGCCCGGAGAGAUGGUGCUCAUACAGGGCAGUGUACCCAGCGACGCGGACAGAUUUCAGGUUGACCUGACCUGCGGGAGCAGCACGAAGCCUCGGGCAGACGUGGCCUUUCACUUUAAUCCUCGCUUCAAGCGCUCUCCCUACAUCGUCUGUAACACACUGCAGAAGGAGAGCUGGGGAAAAGAGGAAAUCCACAACCUGAUGCCCUUCAGACACGGCGCUGCCUUCGAGAUCAUCAUACUUGUGCAGAGAGAUUUGUUCAAGGUGGCAGUAAACGGCUCUCACCUGCUAGAGUACAGGCACAGGUUAGAGCUCAAGAAGGUGGACACGCUGGCCAUAUCAGGGAAGGUUCAGAUUCAAGCCAUCGGGUUUAUUCCCAGUUCAAUAAGCAAGAGCUCCGUAACACCUUCAAAUGCAGUUGCAAGCAAAAGAACACAGGCUUAUUCAGUCAUGUCGGAGUCAGGUGACACGAGUCUUCCAUUUAAGAGCAAACUUGUGAAAGGAUUGAGUCCAGGAGACUCCAUUAUGGUGAAGGGGCAGAUCACUGGUUCCCCGGAGAGUUUCGCUGUAAACCUGCGCAUCAGUAACUCACAGGACAUUGCUUUACACUUAAACCCUCGUUUCAAAACUGGUUCCUUCAUUCGAAACUCUUUCCUGUCUGGUUGUUGGGGAGCUGAGGAGACUUCCCUCCCCAGCUUUCCCUUCUCACCCGGUCAAUACUUUGAGAUGAUCAUCCUGUGUGAAGCUCAGGAUUUUAAAGUGGCAGUAAACGGGCUCCACCAGCUGAGUUACAAGCAUCGUGUGCAGGAUCUAAGUUGUGUGGAUGUGAUCGAGAUUGUGGGAGAUGUAGAGCUCAAGGAUGUCAAGAUUUGGUGAGCAGCUCCAGCCUGAAGACCUUUCCUGCGUUUUUCUCCAACCAAGUAUAUUUAAUCAACCUGAGACUCCUGUGACUGAAGCAAAUCUAAAGUAUUUUAACUAACUUAUUCAAGUUAUAAUUUGAAUUUGGACUAAAAUGCUAGGCCUGGUGUGUUUGUGUUUUUAUGCCAUUAUCACUGGCAGGUCCAAUCCGGCUGAACAUUAUACUCCUCAACCACAUUGUCGAACAAUUAGCACAUUUGAACUUUUAUUCUUUGUUUUGUUUGCUUGUUUAAGUGUUGAAUUUCAGCUCUAAUUAUAAUCUUGAUAAGGUGUGUGAUUUGAAUGACAAGUUCCACUGCAUAGGCAGGAGAAGAAGUUAACUGCCCCAUGACUAAGAUAAACCCCAUCUGCUGAAUAUUAGUUGAGGAGAUCUGGAGAUGAUCUCAACUUGAGCCUGAAUGAGGUGGAGACGAUUCCACGAAAACUGAACAUGGGUCAAAAAAGGUUGAGGACCCCGGACAUAACAGAUGAAUGGAAAAAAGAUACCGUCUGGCAGGAUGCAAUUUGCUUUCAGAAUCAUUCCAAGCUAAUUCCAGACAUUUAAAUUUCACACUCUUAGACCAGAAACAGGGCUGAUAAACAUACCUAUCCAUAAACCUUAUUACUUAUAAGUAUAAUAAUUGAAGGUGUGUCUUAAAACAUUUCAGUUUCCUUUCUGCAGGAGGUGUUAAUUUUUUUACAUCAGACAAGCAGAUAAUUUGCUAAUGCAAGGCCUUCACUAAUGAAUUUGACUUGGCGUGAUGACCCUGAAUAUCAAACCAAUAAUCAUGUUCACCAUUAGGUUCCAGAACUAAAGAUAAGCACUUUUUUUAUUUUUAGUUUAUAGCAGAACUAUGCAACAUUCCAACAGCCAACAAUUGCUUUUUGUUAUUACUAGUUUUAAGAAUCAUCUGUUAAUUUGUGAUAUAUAUAUAUAUAUUAUUUUUGUUUUGUUCCUCUGAUAUCUGUUGAUCAAUGCAUUAACGAUAAUCAAUAUUAUAAAAACGAUAAUAAAUAAAUAUAUUACAAUGUUUAGUAGUUACGAUUGUGUUUUGUGAGUUAUUACCAUUCAUACAUUACUUUGACCCUUAAGCAAUUUCUAUCAGUUGCCUAAAUUAGAAUAACUAAAACAUUUAUGAAUUUUAAUGAGGCAUAUAAAUAAAGGCAAUCACAAAGA